UAAACACAUAUGUAUUGUUACUUUUUGAAAGUUUUUACUACAUUAAGAAAUACUUUUUAAACUUUAAUUUGAUGCCAACAGCAUAAGUACAAGUUGCACUAUUGUUACAAUGCGGAUUUGAAAAGUUCAAGAUAAGGUGAAGAACAUUAAAACAAUUCACAAAGUAGAAAAAAAUGGAGUAGAAAAAAAUUUAUAUGAGUGCUUACAUUCCAUUCUCAACAGUAUGGGAGAAAAACAAAUAUUUUUAUCUGCCUCAUUGCAAUGUUAAGCUACAAUCUGCUACAUAAAACACUGCAGCCAUGCUGUGAAGUGCAUUGAAAUUAAAGAAUUUGGAUUGAAAGAAUUUUUAAAAUGAUCUGUUGAAUCAAAUUUACAAUUUUAAAUUGAUUCAACAAAUUGAAAAUUGAAUAAUUAGUUUGACAAUCAUUCAAAGAGUGAAAUUUAAUCUAUUGUUAACUGAUUAAAAAGAAUUAAUGUUAAUUGAGUGUUGAAUGAUUAAUCACACAUCACUAUCUACUGGUGGCUGAAUGAAUAAAAACCAUUAAAUGCUGGUAGUUGAUCAUGGGUUUGUGCCUCAUCAACAAGCUGGUCUUGUGGAGGUUUUUUAGGUUUUCUUCACAUAUCUAAUAGAAAAAGUAGGAUUAGUUCUCAUAGAAAGUCAUCCUGAGAAGUAUAGUAAUGCUCUCCAGAUUUCCCUAAAGUUGCAUUGCCUUAUUCCAUCAAAUCUAAUAGUUUUUACUUCAUUUUAAAAAAUUUUUAAUGCCAUAAUUUUGUAGCAGAAAAUAUGAAUAUAAACAUUUUUAUUUUUGUUUAGUUCUGUUUAUGAAUUAUCAAGUGAAGCAAAGUGUAUCAAAUUCCUUUUUACAACAGUUUGUAUAAAACUAAUAUUUAUUAUGAUCAGUUGUCAAAUUAUCAAAGAUAGAAAAAUAUAAAUGAUAAAGACUAUUUUCAACUUUGCAAAAUAGAGUAGUGAAAGUGCCUCUCUGUUCUCUGUCUUCUCAAUCACAUUUCUUGAGUAAGCAGGGCUGAGAUGUUCAAAAUGUACUAUAGGUUCCUAGGAAAUACACAUCCACACUCAACUCAAUUCAGUAUAUUACAGAAAAUAUACAGUUUAUCACAGCACCAUAUUGUACUGAAUGAUACACUAAUAAAUAAGGAUAAACUGGAAUAAUAGGAGAUCGAAUGUCUCCUCAAUAAUUUCUGGACUGUGGAUAGACUUUACAUCUGAUCUCAGACCUCACCUGUACCUGAGUGUUCUUUCUGGAGGGGUGCAUUUGUUUAUAGUGGUUGCUCUGCAUCUCCACAAUUACUGGAGUGCUGCCGUUUGUAGGCAUUUAGGAACGACAGUGAAAAAAAAAAAGAUGGCGGCACCCAUACUAUCGAUAGUAUUGCCAUUGAGGGAUCUACAAUUUUAAAAUAUGCAUUUUUGGAAACAAAAGAAGUGUCCCAAUUGUAAAAUUUAACUUUUUUAAAUUUAAAAAUUUUAAAAAGAGGGCGCUAAACGGCUUAGUCAAUGGAUGCAGGAAAAUUUUGCUCUGUAUUCGAAUUGAGUUUUUGCUAAAAUUUUUACUUUAAGCUCUAAGUGUUAUAUAUUUCUGGAUAGCAUUUUCCGUGUGGAUUAAGAAUCUGUUAAGUUUUUCAACGUACGACAAUUUUUCGUGAAGUUAUUAGUUUUUGAAAACUGAAUACUUUUAAAAUUUUCAACAUUCUUCUACAACGACUGUCGCCAUAGUAACGGUCCAUAGAAGAUUCCAGAAUUUUUACCGGAAGUCUGAUGGCUAUUGAAGAAUUUCUGGAGGAAUCUGAGGAAGCCAUUGAGGAUUUAAAGAGAUAUUUCCGUAAUAACCCAAAAGGGCGAUUGGGUACCGAGGAACAUAUUAGAUUUAUUACAGAUAAAUUUAUUACCUUAGUGAAGAGCGCCGAAGAGGUAAUUAGGAAAAAUUCCAUAUCAGAUUUCCUGCUUCAGAAAUUUGAUUUGUUGGCAACGAAAGAGGAUGUCAAACAGCUGCUUGUUGCUCAGAGUGACAAAAAUUUAGAGGCUAUUCAGGAAGUGAAACAGACUAUUUGUGACUUAGAAAAACCUCCACUUUUAGGGGUGGAAGGUUCUCAAGGGACUACUGCUCUGUCAUAUAGAGAUAUUUUACAACGCGAUCUUAAUUCUUUGAAGAAUACACAGUCUGAAAAGGAGUCCUCGUUACCAACAUACACUGUUCUAGUUUACAAUGAUAAUAAAGAGAGCACAUCGGAAGAGACUAAGACACUGCUCACUAAUUCUUUUGAUCAAAGAUUGCAUAAGGUGCCUGUCAAGCGUAUUCGUAAGAUUAACAAGGGUGGAAUUGCUGUUGAUUUUCCUAUCAGAGAGGAGGCUGAAUACUUUCAGGAACAAUUAGACAAAAUAGAAGGAUUAAAGGCACGAAACGCAAGACGGCGUCUUCCUCUUAUGAAAGUGACUUCAGUCCCGAACUCAGUUACCAAAGAGGACCUACUAGAAUACCUGCUUGAACAGAAUAUUUUUUCACAGAAGUACACGAUGGAGGAGUUUAAAAAGGUUUUAAACAUUCGAUUUUCAAUCAAACAGAGAAAUGACGAGUUUUUAUCGUGGGUAUUAGAGAUGUCACCGGAGGUUAGGGCAAUGACUAAAAAACAAGGAUAUUUUUAUGUUCAGUGGAAAACGUGCAAGGUUUAUGAUUUUUUCCCUGUACGACAGUGCUACAAAUGUCUUGCUUUUGGACAUUUGGCGGCAAGUUGCCCAUCACCGAAGAAAGUUUGUAGCCAUUGUGGUGAUGAUCAUUUGUUUAAGACAUGUACAAAGAAAAGUGAAAAGCCUAAAUGUGCUAAUUGUUUGAGGAGUGGCCUAGAUAAACAUGAACAUAACACACUGGAUAAGGAGUGUCCACUCUACAUUAAAGCAAAAGCCUUAUAUAUUAAGACAGCUGACUACUUACCUUAAUAAUUAUGGAAUCCUUUACAGGACACAAAUUGUUUAAUUCAUAGUGCUACCUCUGCUCCUUAGCACAACAACUAAUACAAGCAGAUCAUCACUUCUCUAUAUACAUUUGUGUUUGCUGACUGUAAGAAAUAUGUAAGCUUCAUCAUCUUUCUCUGUUUUUGGGUUUAAAGUGUUGGAAUUGAUACUUACAAUUACUAGCUGUGUGGACUUUGUUUUUUUUUUUUUACUUGUAUGCAUAUUAUAUAUGGACUCAUGGGAUUCUCAAAUCUUUGUCUUACAAAUUUUCUGCACGGGAUAAAUUCUGUUAAACACUUUGUCAGAAUUAUUGUAUUUACUGCGACCUUCAUUUGCGAAAAUAUUCCUGCAGAUAAGUAAUCUGUUAUAUGCUGCAGCAAGCUGCUGCAUAUUUUGUUCGGGUCUUUUAUUGUCAUUGUGUUUUUAUUUUUAUUUAUUUAUUUUUUUUUUUAAUUUUUCUUUUCACUUUGCUUUGUUCAUUAGUGCAUACUGUAACUCGGUGGAACUAUUUAACGGAUAUGUUCCUGUAAUGCUCACUGCGGGGCAGGACUUUGUACCUUGUUUUAAAUGUACAAUUAAACUAAUGAAUGAAUGAAUGAAUGUAAAAUUUAACUGUAAAAUGAAUUAUCUUGCUGACAGAUCAUUCAAAGUAGCAUGAAAAAAAAAUUAGAAUGCCAACUACCAUUUGAAAAAAUUCAAGAAGACAUUUACAUCACUGCGUGCACUAACUUUUGCUUUCACAACUUCUAAAUUUUCCUUCAUAAAAUCACAUAAUAGACCCUGAAAUGAAACUGUCUGAGCCAUGGAGGAUGCCAUGUUAUUUUCCAUCAUAAACUACUACUAUACAGUGACCGUUUUUGCUGUUUGACAGCGUCCACUCUGGCUGGAAUAUAGGAAUGCGUUCUGCAGGAAUUUUUAAACAUGCCACUCGCUCAGAGUUAUGUGGAGAAAUAAAAGAAUGCACCCGAGAAGUGUAACUUCUCUUUCUGUCCUCAGUAGGCUUGCUGAAUAUCUGAGGUCUAAGUGAUAUCAGCUGCAAGCCUUACUCUCCAUACUUUCUCCAAUCUCUCCCCAAAUUUAAAUGUUUCUUGGGAGCCAACUUCUGACCAAUCAGAAAGAUGUGUAAAGCUUUCUUUUACAUUUGCACUACCUGAAUGUGGCUGAUCAUCUUUCUGUGUGUUUACUUGUUUAAUUGUAGCUGUUUUCAUGCUGCUGUAAAUGGUUUUAUGACCAGAUUGCACCUGGGUCAAAUUUAACAAACCACAAGAUUGCUUUGUUUUACUCUUCUCUUUCAAAUUAAUAUUUUACAACAGUUAAUAUUUUGUGAACUAGAUAACAUUUGAAAGAUUGUCAAUAUAACUUAUUUUAAUACAAAUAAGAAUAAAAAUUUGGUAUUCCAGAUAUUUAAAAUUUUCUAGUAUCAAGAAUUAUAAAACAUAAUUUAUUCCUAAUUUUCCAAAAAUUUUGUGGAAAGUUAAGAAUACUCUGAGCAAUUUUUGGAUAUACAGUACAGGUAUACUUUGCCUUACGUCAGUAAUUGGUUCCAGGAGAAGCAACAUAAGUCGAAUUUACUUGUCUCCGAAUCUACUUGUCACUAGGCUAAACCAUAAAUUACCAU
Messenger RNA from Centruroides sculpturatus (bark scorpion), 4583 nucleotides. RefSeq lists its product as uncharacterized. Bases 1775 to 2950 code for a protein of 391 amino acids. NCBI's taxonomy places the organism in Eukaryota, Metazoa, Arthropoda, Arachnida, Scorpiones, Buthidae. The record is from RefSeq and is a predicted model, not a curated record. The transcript has 2 exons. Gene Ontology annotation, molecular function: zinc ion binding; nucleic acid binding.